CUCGGGAGCGCAGCGGAGAGAGCGGUGGAAAGAAAGGACUGGAUGACAGCUGUCAGUGGGGACAAAAACACUUCCAGUCCGUGAGGUGAAAGCGAAUGGCUCCCCUCUGAACCUCCGGAGGUUAGAAGACAAACAUCUUGUCGGCGUCGCUGCGAGUUUAUUAAAAGUAUCGUGAAGAUGUCAUCUCUUUUCAGCAAUCUAGAGACCUGUUCCGCACACAGACCAGCUGAAGCUGCUGCAGACGCCAACAUGGGGACACAAGGCACUGGUCGGAAGCGCGCUCCUUUGAAAGAUCGGUUCUCGGCGGAGGACGAGGCAUUGAGCAGCAUCGCACGAGAGGCCGAGGCGAGGCUGGCGGCGAAAAGAGCAGCUCGAGCGGAGGCCAGAGACAUCCGAAUGAGGGAACUUGAGCGACAGCAAAAAGAGCUCUCUUACCGCUCCUUCAGCAGCAGCAGCAGAAAAUGGGGUCACAUCCACCAGUGGAUGGCUGACUCAGAAAAAGCCCGAGCCUCUAGUAGUAGUAAACCCAGCAGCCAUCAUCACCGGGGGCUGGAUGACGACGUCACGUCGGUCCGCAGUUACAGGUCGACGUCAUCRGGCAUACGUGACCUGGGAUCCAUCAAGAGUCGGCCCAGUUCUCGUAAAAGGGACCCCCUGUCCGACAGCCUCUCCACUAGCUCCCACCUGAAGAGUGCCCGUUCUACUAACUCUGUGUACAAUGACCUUCAGGGCUAUAAAAAAGCUUCRUCCUCAAAGAAGGGGUUGCUGACUGGACUGUACCACGAUCAAAGGAACUACACCAGCCUUUUGAAGACCAAACCGCCACCCCUGACCUCCACCUCCACCYAUCAACCACGGGCCUCCUCUUCCUCCUCCUCCACCACCAGCACGGGGUUGCCUCGCAGCUACAGCAUGGCCUCUAUUUAUGACGACGCCGGUCUUUAYGGCUCAGGCAGCAGUUCAAGAGCUCCCUCUGAAUACAGCUGGUACUCCUCAGGAGCCAGCUCCACUCGCAGCAGCCCUGCGCACUCUUCCUCUGAUGAUGACACUGUCAGCAGUGUGUCCCAGGAGCGCUACAGCCGAAGCCGGAGGGACAGCACGUCAUCUGACUUCUCGGACAUUAGUGAAUCUGCGGCCGAUUAUUUCAGCCGCUCCAACCGAAGGGGCAGUAUUGUUUCUGACCUGGAUGAGUUGAGCAUUCCAGAUCUGGAUGCUCUGGAUGAAAAAUGUGACAAGCAGUUUUCAGAUUUUAGUCGGCCGUCCUCCCGCUGUGCCACCCCGGGGCUCUCGGCUGCCACCCUGGCAUCUCUGGGCGGCACCUCGUCACGGCGAGGAAGCGCAGACGCUGGUAGCAUCUAUGACCCAGACACCAGUCUGAACGAACUUAAGGAUAUCUAUGAACUAAAGGACCAGAUUCAGGAUGUAGAGGGGCGGUACAUGCAAGGGCUUAAAGAGCUGAAGGAGUCGCUGUCAGAGGUGGAGGAGAAGUACAAGAAAGCCAUGGUGUCCAACGCACAGCUGGACAACGACAAGGCCAACCUCAUCUACCAGGUGGACACGCUGAAGGACGUCAUCGAGGAGAUGGAGGAGCAGACGGCCGAGAUGAGGCGGGAGCUGGAGGACAAGACCAAGGAAGUAGAAAGACAAAAACACACAUGUUCGGUCCUGCAGCACAAACAGGAAGAACUCAAGGAGGGAAUUCGCCAGAGAGACGAGCUUAUAGAGGAGAGCCAGCGAAUGCAGACUAAGUUAGACGGCCUCAGCAGAGAGGUGUUUGACCUGCAGGAAACCAUAAACUGGAAGGACAAAAAGAUGGCGGCCUUAGAGAGGCAGAAAGAAUACUUUGAUUGCAUUAGGAAGGAGAGAGACGAGCUCAGAGAUGAGCUCGCCGACAUCAAGGGGAAGUCCAAAGUAGGAGAGAAACACGGGCUGGUCAUCAUCCCAGACGGAACGCCCAACGGAGACGUCAGCCACAACCCUCUGUCCCCGGGGAUCACCCUGGUGUCCCAGGAGGCCGCGCAGGUUCUGGAGUCAGCGGGAGAGGGUCCGCUGGACGUCAGGCUACUGAAGCUGGCCGAGGAGAAGGACGAGCUGCUGGCUCAGAUCAGGAAGCUGAAGAACCAGCUGGACGAGGAGCGGCAGAAACACGCCAAGCUGGACGGAGCGCUCGCCGACGGCGACAAGCUGGAGAACGGGACGGACCUGCACCUCAUCGAGCUGCAGAGAGACGCUAACAGRCAGAUCAGUGAAUACAAGUUCAAACUGUCUAAAGCGGAGCAGGAAAUGGGUACGAUGGAACAAAACAUCACGAGGCUUGAAGGCCAGGCGGCGCGCUACAAAGCAGCAGCCGACAACGCAGAGAAAGUAGAAGACGAGCUGAAAGCGGAGAAACGGAAGCUUCAGAGAGAG
Messenger RNA from Austrofundulus limnaeus, 2409 nucleotides. It is a transcript of the gene lrrfip2, whose product is annotated as leucine rich repeat (in FLII) interacting protein 2. Lineage: Eukaryota; Metazoa; Chordata; Actinopteri; Cyprinodontiformes; Rivulidae. The record is from RefSeq and is a predicted model, not a curated record. Gene Ontology annotation, biological process: regulation of DNA-templated transcription.